UAUUAAAUCUAUUCAAUUAUAGAGAAUAUCCAGAAAGUCCACACACACUGUUGACUGAUUGAUUGACUGAUUAAUUGACUGAUUGAUUGAUUGAUUGAGUCAUUCAGACAGGUGAAUCAGAUUAUUCUUAAUUAGAUCACGUGAGCUUGAGCCUGCAGCACAGUGGGCCUUCAGGCCAGGAGUGGAAAAUCACAGGAACUCAUAUUCUUUUGCAAAUGAAUCCCCCAGAAAGAACGAGCUGUUCAUGAAUCACUCGCCACGACUCCGAGGAAUCGAGCUACAUGGUCGAUUCAGACAAGUUUUAAUCGCCUUGACAAACAGAAGUGCAGCUGAAAUUUCAGUUUCGAAACUUCACUGAGGGAUGGACUCUUGCAAGCCAGAGCUGAUUGUGGUUACAGGGUUUGGUCCAUUCCGACAACACUUGGUAAAUCCAAGCUGGGAAGCAGUUAAGGGUUUAAAGAGAAUGGGCCUUGGAGACAACAUUGAGAUUCACAUUGUAGAGAUUCCUGUGUGUUACUCAAAAGCUCACCAAGCUAUUGCUGAAUUAUGGCACAAUCUGAAACCAAAGGUUGCUAUCCAUGUGGGCAUAGCCUCAGGAACCAAAUGCAUUAUUCUGGAACAAACAGGCAAGAACAGUGGCUAUAAGGACAGAGAUGUGUGUGGCAUUUGUCCAGCUGAUAACUGCUGUAUUCGAGGAGGAGCAGAACGGUUGGACUCCAUUAUAGACAUGAGGUCAAUUGCCAAGCACUUGAAAGGGCUUGGACUGGAUGUGAUCUACUCUAGGGAUGCUGGGAGGUACCUGUGUGAUUUUGUAUACUAUCUCUCCCUCAAUUAUGGGCAGAGGAGAGCAGCACUCAUCCAUGUGCCUGCCUGUGGCAGUCUGGCAAGCCCAGAAAGACUGGUGCCUCAGCUCCAGACCAUUAUCCAGGUCAUGUUAUGCCAGCUUGACACACAAAGGAUCUGACCUGCAGCAUCCGAAUGCAGAUGUAGCCAACAACACAUGAAGAAUUAACUAGACUAUUUAAGCACUAUUUAAAAAACACCUGAAUGUAUUAAUAAAGACAAUAAGUAAAACUCAA
This is a messenger RNA of Pangasianodon hypophthalmus (striped catfish), 1079 nucleotides long. RefSeq names its product pyroglutamyl-peptidase I like (gene pgpep1l). Gene Ontology annotation, cellular component: cytosol. The transcript has 6 exons. Gene Ontology annotation, biological process: proteolysis. NCBI's taxonomy places the organism in Eukaryota, Metazoa, Chordata, Actinopteri, Siluriformes, Pangasiidae. The record is from RefSeq and is a predicted model, not a curated record. Bases 362 to 964 code for a protein of 200 amino acids. Gene Ontology annotation, molecular function: pyroglutamyl-peptidase activity.